This is a messenger RNA of Malaclemys terrapin pileata, 4389 nucleotides long. It is a transcript of the gene CRYBB1, whose product is annotated as crystallin beta B1. The transcript has 5 exons. Gene Ontology annotation, biological process: visual perception; lens development in camera-type eye. The record is from RefSeq and is a predicted model, not a curated record. NCBI's taxonomy places the organism in Eukaryota, Metazoa, Chordata, Testudines, Emydidae. Gene Ontology annotation, molecular function: structural constituent of eye lens. The coding region runs from base 3437 to 4198 and encodes 253 amino acids.
GGUGUGUCAUGCUCUGGAUCUGUAUAUCUCUUCUGCAAGGGAAAGAAAAGGGUGAUUGCGUUGGAAAUAUUUGUAAAGCCGUUGUCUGUUUGCUUCAGCUACCACAUGUCCCUGAGGCGGUGAACUGUGACCCAGAGGGCCACAGGGCUGGAGCUCUGGAAAAGGAAAUGUGCACAUAGCUGGGAGAUGGUGCUAAUCUCAGAGGCUACGCUGUUGGACUGCAGGGUCUCAGUACUCAGAAGGGGGUGCUGGAAGGAAGAUCUGCACCUGAGAGUGUGCCUGGAGACACACAGGCAGAGGCAGGGCCUGGAAGCUGAGAGAACACAAGUCCAUUGUGAUGGGUCCCAAACACUGCAGCCUGCUGAGCGUCCAGCUGCGGAGUUUCAUCAGGUAUCUGACAAGUCAUCGUGAGUCUGUGGAAAAGAGCUCUUGUCAAACUAACAGCAUAUCUUUUUUUGACAAGAUCAUAAGCUGAGCAGGGAGCUUGGGUGCUCACGUGGACUGGGGAAGAGGACGCAGGGAGAUGGGAGCAGUGGUCUGGAGGGCUGAGAAGAGGAAGGGGGAGCAGGGUUAAUGGUUAGUUCCUCAAAAGAGACAAAAUACUGUUGAUGGGUCGCCUUAAUAAAAGGCUUGGAAACCACUGAUCUAGCAGAUAAAGGUCUCACAUGAGUCAGUGUCCGGAAGCUGAAGCUAGAUAAAUUUUGAACCGCAAGGAUAAUUAACCCUUGGAACAGCUCCCCAGACAAUUCUCCAUCACUGGCCAUUUUUAAAUCAAGGGAUCGGAUGUUUUUCUAAUAGAUCUGCUCUAGUUCAACCACAGCUAGUGGAUGUGAAACAGGAAUUAAUUCAGGCAAGUUCUAUGGCCUGUAUUAUACAGGCGCACAAACUAGAUGAUUAUGAAGACAUGGAAAAGGCCCACAGGCCUGGCCUAAGCACUCGUGACCAGGAAUCAGGCCGAGAAUUUGUUUUCAAUACUAGCAGGAGAAAGGAAGUUCCCAGCAUAACAAAGGGGUCGAUCGCUCAGCAGGUGGUGAUGGACAGACCCUUGUCACUGACACCCAGGUAUGGACUGGUCCAGUAGGAAGGACGGCCUAGUGGAUAGAUCUCUGAACUCAGGACCCUGACGUUCGAUCUCUGUCUCAGAGACAGGCUUCCUGUGUCACCUUGGACAGGUCAGGCAGUCUCCCUGGGCCUCCGUUCCCAUCGGUACCAUGGAGCUAACAGCCCUGCCCUGGCGCCCAGGGCGUGGGGCGGGUAAUGUCGCUCGAUGCUGCGAGGGGCUCGAGUACAACGGUGACGGGAGGGCGUAAGUACCCAGCUAUCCCAGACAGACCUUGGCCACAGCCUGUGAGGCUAUGGAUAGAGAGGAAAGCAAAGGAAGGCUGGGCUGGGGCUAGCGUGAUGGUGGGAGUGGAGCCCCGGCCCGGCCCACCUGUUCAGUGAGAGAGAGAGGCCCAGGCUGAGCCUGCAGAGGGGUUCAAUGUGCCCCCUGGGAGGGGGUUUCAGGGCCUCUCCCCAACCUGUCAGUGCCCCAUAUCCCAUUGACCCUCCCCAGGGGAGGCCCUUGCUCCCACACCGAGGCCCGUGGCCCAGCGUGUGCCAAGUCCGGCCUGGCUAUUGCAAUGUGAAGGCGGCAGGGAGGAGUUUCUGGGAGGGCUGGUUACUGGAGGGGUGAUGGGCAGUGGGGGGGUGCAGCCCCAAGCACACCAAGCAGGGGCUGGGAGAGCCCUGGGAGGUUCCUUAGGGGCUCUGCCAGGCCCCACACCGCCCCACCCCCUCUCUGACCAUCCCUGAGUGAGGUUAACUCUCUGAGUGAGGGGGCCGGAGGAUUCCUGUAGGGCCAUCAGCCCUAGAUUGGCCCUGCCAGGCUCCUCCUGCUCCAAGCCCACCUGCGUAUCUGCCCUGCAAUGGAGCUGUGGCCGUUUGGGCCCCGGAGAAGCCUGGGCCUGGGGGGGAGGGCAGCAGGGCCCUGGGGACCCAUGCCUCUCAGAGGAACCCAGAGCAGCAGGCCAGGCUUUUUGGGGGGCUAUGAGUCUGUGGAGGUGGUGGUGUGGGGGCUGGGGCUGGGCACUGCUCUGCAUGUGCCCUGGCUGGGUGUCUGCACUCCCAGCAGCAGGACUCCAAUGCGGGGCCGGAAAGCAGCCCCGUCAGGCCUUCUGUUGUGCCCGGGCUCACAAUGGAAAGUGCUGGGUUCAGCGGCUGUGCAUGGGGCCUGACAGAGGUUUCCAGUUCAUUGACUACAUUGCAAUAUGUGAUGACUGCGAGCAUCAGGGCAGACACUGAUGAGCUAGCACUUCCAUUGUGCUCCGGCCCGGGGGUCAGUCCUUGCCAGGCUAUAAAGUGGGGGCUUCACUGGACCCCAAAACACAUUCCCGUUCAUUCCACCGAGAAGCAGCAGCUGCCCAGGUAAGAAGACAAAGUACCCUGGGCCAAUGGCCAGCAGGCCAGAGGGCCCGGCCCAGGGAGCAGGGACGGACCCUGUCGAAGGGCCGGCAGGGCAGAGGGCCCGGGCCAGGGAGCAGGGACAGACCCUGUCGAAGGGCCAGCAGGGCAGAGGGUCUGGGCCAGGGAGCAGGGACAGACCCUGGAGAAGGGCCGGCAGGGCAGAGGGCCCGGGCCAGGAAAAGGGACAGACCCUGGCGAAGGGCCAGCAGGUCGGAGGGUCUGGCCCAGGGAGCAGGGACAGACCCUGGCGAAGGGCCGGCAGGGCAGAGGGUCUGGCCCAGGGAGCAGGGAUGGACCCUGGCGAAGGGCCGGCAGGGCAGAGGGUCUGGCCCAGGGAGCAGGGACAGACCCUGGCGAAGGGCCGGCAGGGCAGAGGGUCUGGCCCAGGGAGCAGGGAUGGACCCUGUCGAAGGGCCGGCAGGUCAGAGGGUCUGGCCCAGGGAGCAGGGACAGACCCCGGCGAAGGGCCGGCAGGGCAGAGGGCCCGGGCCAGGGAGCAGGGACAGACCCCGGCGAAGGGCCGGCAGGGCAGAGGGCCUGGGCCAGGGAGCAGGGACAGACCCUGGCAAAGGGCCGGCAGGGCAGAGGGCCCGGGCCAGGGAGCAGGGACAGACCCCCUCUCUGGGCCAUGUGCAGGGAGUGACCCCAAAGGGGCACGGGCAGGGCACAGGAAUCCAUUAUCCCAGCACCCACCCAGCCCCAGUUAUUUCUUGCCACUCAACUGCAAAAGAAGCAACCAGCUAAAGAGGGGCAAGGAGGCAGCGUGGGCCUAGGGUCGCCAGCGCGAGCCCCCCGAGGGCAGGGGGGCUGAGGCAGUCAAAGGGGAUGGCAGGACUCCAUUGGGUGUGGAGGACCAUUGCUGGCUCGCUGGGCUAGCUGCAAGCGGACUGUGCGGUGGGCAGAGCAGCCCAAGGGAGGAGAGAACAACCCUCUGCUGGGGCCUCGGUCAGGGGAGGGGGUGUUUUGUGACAUACACACUAACCUGCAAACGAUGUCUCCUUUCGGUGCCCCUCUUCCACCUGAGCUGACCACAGCCAUGGCGGAGACCAUGAAAACUGCUGCUGCCAGCCAGGCUGCUGAUGACAAGGAGAAGGGAGCUCUGGCCCCAGCCCCAUAUCCAGACCACACUCCUGUUUCGAACACGAAGGCUGAGCAACCUUCCAAGCAAGCUUUCAGGAUCGUCAUCUUUGAGCAGGAGAAUUUCCAGGGCAGGAAGAUGGAGUUCACAAACGAGUGCCUGAACCUAGGCGACCGUGGGUUCGACCGGGUGCGCAGCGUCAUUGUCAGCACUGGCCCCUGGGUGGCCUUUGAGCAGUCCAACCUGCGCGGAGAGAUGUUCAUCCUGGAGCGGGGCGAGUAUCCUCGCUGGGAUACCUGGUCCAGCAGCUACAGGAGCGACUGCUUCAGGUCCAUGCGUCCCAUCAAGAUGGCGGCUGAUGGCUAUAAAAUCUCCCUCUUUGAAUCUGCUGACUUCAAGGGCAACAAGAUGGAAAUCCAGGAAGACGACGUGCCCAGCCUCUGGGCUCACGGCUUCUGUGACCGGGUGGGAAGUGUGAAAGUGUCCAGUGGAACCUGGGUUGGAUACCAGUAUCCUGGCUACCGAGGCUACCAAUAUCUCUUUGAGAGAGGAGACUUCAGACACUGGAAUGAAUGGUCGGCCUUCCAGCCCCAGGUCCAGUCUAUCCGUCGCAUCAGGGACAUGCAGUGGGAUCAGAAAGGCUGCUUCACCGGUCCUGAUGCUCCUUCGAAGUGAGCGUGCUCCCUGCUAGCUAGCAAUCCUGGGCCACGUAGCACCUCGACACCCCUGCUACUUUCUGUGAACAGCCCCCAUCUCACCUCUCUCUCGCAUCCCCUUUCUCGGCACUUUCCUUGUAUAUUGCACAUUUAUUGGAUGUCCUGUACAUUGUGAUGCAAAAUCAAUCAAUACAAAAAAUCAGACAACUA